Messenger RNA from Micropterus dolomieu (smallmouth bass), 3446 nucleotides. RefSeq lists its product as uncharacterized. The coding region runs from base 336 to 1487 and encodes 383 amino acids. The transcript is spliced from 3 exons. Gene Ontology annotation, biological process: protein polyubiquitination; SCF-dependent proteasomal ubiquitin-dependent protein catabolic process. Gene Ontology annotation, cellular component: SCF ubiquitin ligase complex. NCBI's taxonomy places the organism in Eukaryota, Metazoa, Chordata, Actinopteri, Centrarchiformes, Centrarchidae. Gene Ontology annotation, molecular function: protein binding. The record is from RefSeq and is a predicted model, not a curated record.
ACAACAGAACUCAGCUGUUCGGCAGCUAACUAGCCGGCCUAGUUACUGACUGUUCUUUACUGUUUAAAAAGUGGAUUGGUAUAGGUUGUUUGACACUCAGUAAUACGUUCGGAUGCAAAGUAAAGCCUAUCAAAUCCUCAACAAAGCGUAGUUAUAGGUUUAAUUUUAAACUCCUUUGUCUUCUCUCGGUUAGCUUCUAACUUAGCAGGUUAGCUUUUUAACUGAGGACUGGGAGGGAGCCUGUUCGCCCGAAAGAUUAAGACUUCACCAGGCCAGAGAUAUUUAUGGCUAAACCAAACCACAAGACCACCCGGUGGAGAUUCUGACCUCCACCAAUGACCACCAAUAUCAUUUCCUCACCUGCCAUCAUGUCCCCGCGAAAAAGACCCCUGGUCCCUGUAAGCAGUCGGCGGAAAACAGUGGACGACUACUUUCCUUUUAAUUUCCUGCCGGUGGAGUGCCAGCUGCACGUGUUGUCCUUUCUGAAUGAGGUGGAUAAAUGUAGCUGCGCCCUGGUUUGCCUGAGCUGGAGCUGCCUCGUCCGCUCAUGGAAGCUAUGGCGGGUGGCAGACUACUCCCGUCGAGGCGUCUUCCAUCUGGGUCAGGAGGGGCUGCUUGUUUCCAACCGUGAGUUUGAGAGGUGGAAAUCCUGGGUCCACCAUUACACCCACCACCUAAUCUCACGUCGGGCCAGCCUGCUCACGCUGAAGGCCAGCUUCGACCUGGGGGAUCGCUGCAACAAGUGGGGUGAGCUGCUAAAUCACCUGCUGGAUAAUGUCCACUGCAGAGACCUCAGCCACCUGGACCUUAACUGGACCUUUACUCUUCUUGAACCGCUGGACCUCAGGGUCCACUCCAGCUCCAGUUCACACCAGGACAGCAUUACUAAGAUGGACCAGGUGACCAGUUUCCAGGAGCUGCUGACCAAACUCACCCACAGCUGCCCGCGCAUCUCCAAGAUGCGCUCACACUUCGACUGGUCAGAUAUGUCCGUGUCGCUGCUCACCCAGUUCCAGCAGCUCCGAGUCCUCGAGCUCAAAUACUUCUGGGUCUUUAAAGGAGUGACCCCCUCUACACUGCAAACCUUAACCAAAUCCCUGCCUAACCUGAAGUCUCUGACUUUACACAUCCUGGUGCCGCUGAGGAACCUGGGCAUCUCGUACAUUCUGGAGUCUCAGUCUCUGGAGUUCCUGGACGUGUCGCCCAGCCGAGGCUUGGUCUUCUCCUGUCUGAAGCUGCCUGCCCUUCGGGAGCUUCGAGCCAAGAAGAUCGUCCGCGGGAUCACACUGGACCGUAGGACCAGGUUGAGGAUCCAGAGCCGCUGGCCCUGCCUCUACCACGUCCUCCGGGAAGGGACGCCGAAGCUCCAGGCCCUCAACAACGAGAGGCUGCUCACCACGUGGAGAGAGGAGAGCUAUGGGGAGCUGUCUGCCAUCCUGGAACAGUCCUGUUACUGUGUUCAGCAUCUAGACAGCUGGCUUUGGUAGUGAACUGUGUGACAUCAAAGGAAGUACAUGCCAUAUAUGGUCAUUGAUUGAUUCCAGAAGAAAUCAAUAUAUUGCUUUUACACACACCCUAUUUUUGUCCUCAUUUGAAUGAAUGUACUCAGAGGGACACAUAAACUGAAACUUGAAAACUGAAAUUAAAGGACUACAAGUUGUUUUCAAUUCUUAAAGAGGAAGCUGCUGUUACAGUUGGAAAUACUUCCCCAAGAUAAUGAUACACAGUGUGUCAAUAAUUGUUUUAUUUUGUUUGUCAAUUAUCUCCAAAAACCAGAUGUGCUCCAUGCUGAUUGCACUGUGUUGUGCUUUCCUUGAUUCACUUCCACUAGAGGUCUGUCGUGGAAAAAGUACAACAUUAACUACAGUUCUACCUGAGUCCAGUGAUGUGUUGUGAAAAGAAGAUUAAAUGACGGAGUGUAAUGGCUUCUUCGAGUUGUGGAGAAUGCCUUUUAAACUUGUUUAAAGUGAAAACUAUGACGGAACACUGCUGAGGUAAGAAAAACAGAUGGCAGAACGUUGUGUUUUCAAGAAUAUAAUCACCAUAUUUUCAUUAUACAGUCGUACUUUUACCAGAAAAAGUUGUAAUAUGUCAAGAUUAACAUCGCUAAUUUAUUUAAAUAAAAAAUGUUGCUAUGUAAUUUCAAGAAAAAGUUGAGAGAAGAGUCUCCUUGGUCAAAAUCUCAGAAGAACAGAAAUAUUACAGAUUUAUUUUCAAAUUAUUACAACUUUUGCUGGAAAUACUACGGUUUCAUUCUCAAAGUUUUACGACUUUAUCUUUAAAAAAUAUUAUUUAUUCUCUUUCCCUUUAUUCUCAGUAUCAAAUUUCUAAACAAAUCAAAAUAAAAACGAUUUCUUAGUUAUAGAAAAACGGAUAGGUGCUGUACUGAAAAUGUAACUAUUCCUAUUAGUUUGGUUAAUAUUGAGUUCAGAUGUAAUUAUCCUCACAGACAGUCGUCUACUGUUUCUAUUCGAUGGGCAGUGCUGUAGAGAAAAUGAGCCCUUUACUAGAAGGUUGCACAAAUGGCAGAUGAGACCAGAGGUGCACAUGCAGGAAAUAAACUGACUAUAUGCUGAUAGAAGACAUUAAUUAAUUGUAUCCCAAAUAGCAAAUUUGAAUUACAUACAUUUUGUAACAUUUGCGGCAAGUGAAGACAUAGUAGAUGACAAAAAAGCUUUUUUAAAUUGAUGGGUACUGACCCUGGGUCAGUAGGACCAAGUGCUGUAGACAACCCCAUUCUGAAUUACCUGAAAACCAAAGCUGAUUCUGUGUAGCCACUCUGACUUGGCAGCUAAAUACAUUGGCACACACUUAGCCUGCCAGUAUUAAGCUGGUGUAAUUCUAAUCACAGCCUGUCAGGAAUGCAGCACAGCUGAAUGAGGGUUCAUUCCAGUGCUUUUCCAGUUUGCACUCAACAUUUAUUCUGUGAGUGCCCCUUUUGUUUUAACUGUUGAUGCGUAUGACGUUUCUUUUCAUCCUGUGAGUAUUUCUCCCAAAGCAGAUGGAGAGCUACUGUAACAAUUUUCCCUGCCUGUCUUAAAAAGAAAGAAUUCCUCCACUCUUGAUCUUUGGAAACUUCCAAUUUGCACAUUUCCACUGCUGUAAUGAAAGGUUGCUCAAAUCACUGCAGCAAGCAGGUCCAGCUAUUUCAUAUGUGGAAAAGGUGCUUUUGCUAUUAUGCUCCCAAAAAGUAGAGGUCGCUAUUCUCAAAGCUCUGGCUGUGAAGGUUUCUCUCUCAGAAACGUGUUUACAAAUGUACCAGUGUGACAUCAUUUCACUACAGUACUUGUGCUCAUGGCUUGUCCGAGUAGCAGAUGUGUGCUUGAGGGUAUUUAUGCUCUUCAGAAAUAUCGAUGUACGUGUGACAUUUUAGUUAACUGAUGGAACCUUUUGAGUGUAAAACAUUUUACAAGAUUCUUCAUAAAGAAGAUUGUUUUAAAUCUUAA